GAGCGACAGUUUGUGCUCCGUAAUACUGGAGAACGGUGUCUGAUUGAUCAUUGGAUUAUUCCACUGGUAUCACGGCUACUACCGGAACACCACCGGUUCAUUGGUGCUUUUUCUUGCUGUCAAGGACGGGUCACCAACAUUCGGAGCCCGGAUUCUGUAGUUAUCCCACUACAUCCCUGUGCACGUGUUUUCGUAUUGGCAGCCUCUAGGAACGCUCACGUGUGACGUCAAAUCGAGCCAAGGCUGAUAAAGAACAUGGCGAUCCCUUGGAUACUUGUUUUCCGCGGACCAUUGCAGUGUUCACCGGUGUCUCACCCAAUAAUUCAAGUUUUCUGAUACUUCUCGAGGAUAAUUCAUCGGAUACACAAUGCCAGUUACAAAUGUGGCAACUGCUGAGGAGUUCAACGAGUUCAUCAAAUCGAGAGAUCUGCUUGUGAUUCACUUCUACGCCCCAUGGGCAGACCAGUGUUCCCAAAUGGACGAGGUCCUGCAGGAUCUCGCCAAGUCCGAGCACCACAAGGGCCUCCAGUUCGCCAAGGUCGAGGCUGAGGACCUCUCAGAGAUCUCCCUCAAGUACAAAAUCACCGCAGUUCCCACCGUGAUUCUCGUGAAGGAUCUCGUGGAGAUUGACAGAGUAGACGGAGCCAAUCCCUCAGUCCUCGUCGAAAAGAUAAAGGAGCACUCGCCGAAGGGUUCAGCCCCUGUGUACGUCACAAAACCCGAGGUCAGCCUCGAGGAGAGGCUCAAGAAGCUGAUCAACCAGGCCCCCUGCAUGCUGUUCAUGAAGGGAGACCCCAAGACCCCCAGGUGCGGCUUCUCGAGGACAAUCGUGGGGAUGCUGGACUCGCUCAAUGCCGAUUAUCAGUCCUUCGAUAUUCUUCAGGACAACACUGUCAGGGAGGGGCUGAAGAAGUUCAGCAAUUGGCCGACGUACCCUCAGUUGUACGUCAACGGGGAACUUCUUGGGGGCCUCGACAUUGUCAGGGAGAUGAAUGAGGCCGGCGAGCUUGAGUCUAUGCUUCCGAAGAAGAGUUAAUUGAGAUUCCAGGAUGACAAUUAAAUUAUUUAAUGUACGCUCGAUGUAAUAAACUAAUUUUUCUGCAA
Molecule: messenger RNA, 1104 nt
Organism: Diachasma alloeum
Lineage: Eukaryota; Metazoa; Arthropoda; Insecta; Hymenoptera; Braconidae
Gene: Grx3
Product: glutaredoxin 3
Exons: 4
Coding region: 368-1036 (222 amino acids)
Source: RefSeq, a predicted model, not a curated record